ACCACAAUGGCUUGCGCACUAACAGCUUUGCAUUAAACCCGGACGGUGAUUGGUACGACAUAACUCGAGUGGAUGCUGCCACUUUGCACGCCUUUCUAUCCACGAUUGCGGUACUACGACAGCUGCAACUCGGACUCACAAAUUCGGUGGCAGUAGUACAUCACAGAUGUGCGGCUAUACAGCACAUGAAUGGGCGGCUUUCUGAUCCGGUUCAACGGCUCUCAGACUACUUAAUAGCCGCCGUUGCUGUUCUCGUUAAUGCAGAGGUAGCUUCGAGCUUUCUCUUAUUUUUCAAAGCCGUCACGGGGCACUGACAGACUAUUUCAAUAGGCUAUGGAGAGCAGUUUCGAAUUAGCAUCGCUUCAUAUGCGUGGCCUGGUAUCGAUGAUUCAAUUGCGCGGUGGCCUCGAAAACUUUAAUCAUUUGCAGACCUUACAGAGAGUUAUAACAUGGGCAGAUUUUUGUUUCUCAUCCACAUGGUCUUUGCCCCCUUGGUUUCCCCUACUCGACUCACUCUCUCAACCACUCGUACCAUUCGACCGGCAACACCGCGUGCGUCAUGUGCAGCCCGUUAUGGGAAAGAGGUUCCUAAAUAUUUGCGAACCCCCUGAAUCAUUGUUAACGCUUCUCGAUAUGCUCCGAUCAAUAUCCCAGUCUAUAUCCCUGUUUCCAACAAUCGGCAGCGACCGAGUCGCUAUCAGUAAUUCCAUUUACGUAGUGGAGUAUAAACUUCUCUCGAUCCAGCACCUUCAUCUUGGACGACAGCAUGCCAAGAAUCAGAUCGACAUCUCGGAAUGCGUAAGCUUAGCGGCUCUUUUGUACCUUCAUCUUGCGGUCCGGGAGCUGCCGUUGAAAGCACAUCGGCAUAAACAACUGAAGGAGAGACUAUUUCAUUCCUUGCCACAUGAUCAAAACCUAUCCAGUGCUGUGGGCUCCGAAACCGAUCUGACCCUCCUUCUUUGGGCGUUUUUUAUCGGUAUGGAUACGACUACACGUCAGGAGCCGCAGGAAUCUCUCAUAAAGCGCAUGAGCGAGUUAAGCACUGUACUGUGCCUCGAAAAAUAUGAGGACUUUAUAUCGGCCUUGAAGACUGUAUUAUGGAUGGAUCAAUUUUGCGAGCCUAGAGCUAUUCAUCUGUGGGAUGAAAUCACACUUCGAACGCGUGAAACUAUGCAGCUGUUCCACUUGAAUGUGGUGUAUUGAUUGACUGUGUAUAUAUCAGUGUCAGUUUAUCACUAGUAGUAUUUCUGAAUCACAUAACUCUAUAUCAUCAAAUUGGAUGUAACUUUCUGCCGACUACCACCAACCUGAACUCUGAAUAACGGAAAAAAAGAGCCUUCGGGAUAGCAACAAUAUUAUCUACAAGCUAUAGUUAUCCCCUCCAACUAUGCUCGAG
Messenger RNA from Talaromyces proteolyticus, 1396 nucleotides. RefSeq lists its product as uncharacterized. Lineage: Eukaryota; Fungi; Ascomycota; Eurotiomycetes; Eurotiales; Trichocomaceae. The record is from RefSeq and is a predicted model, not a curated record. The transcript is spliced from 2 exons. The coding region runs from base 334 to 1203 and encodes 289 amino acids.